Messenger RNA from Strongylus vulgaris, 333 nucleotides. The record is from the annotation of a GenBank genome assembly. Lineage: Eukaryota; Metazoa; Nematoda; Chromadorea; Rhabditida; Strongylidae.
AUGGAGUGCGUUCGGGACAUCCAAGAUUUUUCAACCAGAUUUUUCCUUCAACAACUGUGCGCUCUUAUUACUUCUCCAAAUAUUUCCACAGGUGGUACAAUUUCAAACCUCUACGCUCUACUUGUCGCCAGAUUUGCUUUCGAACCUCGCGGCAAGAAAGUUGGUCUCAAGGAGGUGCCGAAGAUGUGUUGCUUUACUAGUGAAAGCGUAAGUAAAGCCAAACACAAAUCAAUGCAAAGAAAAAUUAUACUGAUACUCAGAGUCACUUUUCUAUCAAAAGCGCAGCCGCAGUCUGUGGGAUUGGCACCGAUAAUUGCUUCCACAUUCCUAUAG